Cetraspora pellucida is the source of this 276-nucleotide messenger RNA. The record is from the annotation of a GenBank genome assembly. Lineage: Eukaryota; Fungi; Glomeromycota; Glomeromycetes; Diversisporales; Gigasporaceae.
AUAAUAUUAGUGAAAUACAAGAGAUAAGCUUAAGUUCAACAGCUACAGAUAAUGUUUUAAAAGACAAAGUUGAAAAGAAUCAGGAACAAAACUUAAGAAAUAGUUUAAACAGAUUAACAAUCAAUAUGUUGAAAGUGACUAAAAAUGUAAAGAAAAUGAGAAUGGGUUUUGAUUUGAAGAAAGGUUUACAAGAUAGUAGCAAGAACAGACCUUUUAAAAAUGUUAAUGAAAUUGGAUACAAAAGCUUGAAUGAAGUAGGAUAUAGAGAUUAUAAAG